UACAGUACAAAGUAAAGACCCCAUCAGACAAACAACUAUCGAGUCAUCGAAUGCAUGAAGAGUAACGAUGCAAUGCGACAAUUGCAUAAUGUGCCAAUCCUUGUGGAUUUUCUCCGCAUUUCUGGCCCGCAUUCCAACUUCUCCUUCCCCGUGUCACUCUUCGUCACGCCAAGUGCUUUCCCACCAUGUCUCUUCUCUUUUCCUCUUCUUCUUCUUUUUCUCUUCAUCUUGUUGACCUUCAUAUUCGUUUUCAUCCAAAUUACUUUUGGCGGUGCUCUGAAUAUCUAGACCUGUCAUGACGCGCUCUGCGGCCCUCAUCGUCGCUCUAGCAGCCGUUCUGGGCGUUGCAAGUGCUUCACCCCGCGAGGAACAGUCGAUUCUGCGUCGAUCUUGUCCCGAUUACCUCUCUUACUCCUCUGUCGGACAUCCCCCG
Messenger RNA from Aspergillus saccharolyticus JOP 1030-1, 433 nucleotides. RefSeq lists its product as uncharacterized. The transcript has 2 exons. Bases 55 to 288 code for a protein of 77 amino acids. The record is from RefSeq and is a predicted model, not a curated record. Lineage: Eukaryota; Fungi; Ascomycota; Eurotiomycetes; Eurotiales; Aspergillaceae.